AGUGCGCGAUAGUUGUUAUAACCGGUAUGCCGUGAUCACGACACCACGUGGAACGCAUCUCAGUCGCGAAAAUGCCCAAUGAAGUCAUCAUCGCUUCCAAGAAAAUCUAUGCUUCCGUCGACGAUAUCGAUCUGUUCCCUGGCGCUAUGACUGAACGUCCAUUGCAAGGUGGUUUGGUCGGUCCAACACUGGCUUGUAUUAUCGGCAUACAAUUCCGUCAGCUGCGUAAAUGUGAUCGUUUCUGGUAUGAGAACGCUAAUCCCGAGGUACGUUUUACUGAGCCACAACUGGCUGAGAUUCGCAAGGUCACAUUGUCUAAAAUAAUUUGCGAAAACUUGGAGAUUCCUGGUGAUAUACAACGUGCUGCUUUCGACCUGCCUAGCAAUUUCCUCAAUCCACGUGUGCCCUGCUCCUCCAUGCCCCAAAUCGAUUUGAGUCAAUGGCGUGAAAAUGUACAAGGUUGCCAGAUUGGCAACAGACAUGUGCGCGUUGGUGAAUCUGCAUUCCCCUCACCCUGCACCAGCUGUGUAUGCUCCAGCGAAGGGCCACAAUGUGCCUCACUGCGCAUCACCGACUGCGGCCAACUGAUUCGCCAAUGGCCCAAAGAAGCCAUUCUACGCGACGAAGUGUGCAACUCCCAGUGUGGCAUCUACUUAAAUGGCAAUGGAAACUUUGCGCAGUCGCGCCAGGCAUCUGUGCAGGCACCAGUGCGCGUGCAACGCUCACGCCCACAGAACAUUUUCAAAUUCCCCGAUCUUACGCCAUUUAUUGCGUCCUUGUAGAUUAACUCGAAAGCCCAUAAAAUAUAAAUUAACUUAUAUACGUAUAAACGGGAAAAAGUAGCGAUUGAAGGAAACAAAUGAGUGACCACGUUGCUGAAAAACCGCAACAAAAGGCAAACACUUUUUGAGCAAAGCUAUUUAAUUAACAAUAAGUUAUUAUGACGUUUACAGCAAAAGGGGAAUAUAACAACAAAAUAAAAUGUGCACAACCAGUAUAUUGCACAUACGAUCCUUGCGCUUAGCGUAAGAGCGUACAGCCUACAGCCUAAAGCCAAUAACUAAUUAAAAUUAAUUGUAAAUAAUAUUAAAGAGAACUUACUACCACUACACACAUAUACUUAGUUGCCUUGCAAGUGCCUGCAGGCGUACAUCUAAUAUCUAUUGCACUGUAGUGUGUAAAUAUAUGCAUAUAGAUUCCUAUGGGCCCUACAAAUAUCGGAAGUAUAGUGAACUAUCGAAAAAAAAUUAUUUUAAAUAUAUGUAUGUAAGUUAAGUAAAACGGAAGUAGAAACCUCAAAGACUUAAGUACUUCUAGCUUUUAAUAAUGUAAUACAUAAGUAUCUUAAUAAUCAAUUAUUAUGCAUUCGCCACACACUGCUUUUAUGUCUUCCACGUUAUGAUUUCCUAUCAUUGCAUAUGUAUAAAAUCUUAACUGCCUAAAAAUAUGCUACAAGACAUACAUCUUACAUUCUCUCUAUCGUUCUAUCUAACGCGCUCUUCCUAUCUCUUAGCGUAGAUUUACGUUUCAAACUACUUUCCUCUCUACUAUCUCUUAGUUCAAUUUUUUAUCCAAACUUUUGUAAAAUUUCUAUUAUUUCUAUACUUUUUUAUCUUCGCAAUAUUUAUUUUGCAUGUGUAGUUUAUCGAACGACUUUAUUAUAUUUACUUUCUUUAUAAAAUAAUUUCAUUUUUAUACAACCGAUGAAAUAUAUGAAACGAAAUUUUUAGCUUACGAUUUUUUUGUAAUAUUUUUUAAAUACAUUUUAUAAUGAAAUAUACUUAAAUAUACUACAAUAUAUACAAACUAAUAUAAAUUGCAUAUUUUUACCCAGUGAAUAAAUGCCACAAAAUAAAAAUGAGAACACAAAUGCAUGUGUACAAAAAAUAUUUGAAGUUUAGUUGUUUAUUUAGAGAAAGUCAGAGAAGAUAUGUUAUCAUAUGCAAGGAUAUACCUCAGAGGAGAUAACACUUCAAUUAAGCU
Bactrocera oleae (olive fruit fly) is the source of this 1983-nucleotide messenger RNA. NCBI's taxonomy places the organism in Eukaryota, Metazoa, Arthropoda, Insecta, Diptera, Tephritidae. The record is from RefSeq and is a predicted model, not a curated record.